UGUGUUGUUUUUUAUUUAAAAAUAAAAAAUAAAAAGUCUCAUACCAGGUAAAAAUAAUUACGCCCUCGACACUUGUAUAUCAUGAAUUUAUUUAUUUCUAUGGGAGAUUUUCUUUGAACCUAAUUUAACAAAUUCUAAUACUUGAUUGUAAACAUAAACGGUCUACUAGUAAGACUUCUGUUUUUUUUUUUGGGGAGAAGAGUUUAUUGGUAAGAAACUUUUACAGUUCAGAGAUUAAAAUCUCAAAUCAUGUUUGUGGGGUGAUAUUCAAAUAUGUACGUUUAUAAGCUUAUUAAUGACCAAAUAAACCUUUAGAUUCGAUCGAGUAAUUGCAUUUACAAGAUUCAAAAUCCACACCAGUAUUUAGACUAACCUUAUUUUAAUUCAUCAAUUUUCGGUCUAUCUAUAUUUUAGCUUUAUAAUUAUUUUGUUCUUCUUUAUAUAUAUAUAUAUAUACACACACAGAUAUACAUACAUAUAUAGGGUAAACGACCAUUGACAAUGUAAAGGGGAGUAAGCAAAAUUCUGUUCCUUUUUUAAUUGUUUUUUCUUUAAUUUUAAUUAUACAAAAUACUCAUUCAUAUAUGUUUAAUGAUUACAGACUUUAAAAAGUUGCAUUUUUAUCCUCAAACCUUGAAAUUUAUUCCAGAAAAUAAACUUGAACUUUAAAAUUGUCCCUAAAGAUAUUCUUUUCUUUAAAAUUAUUAAGAGAAAAAACUUGAUUGUUGAUAUGUAUGAGUUAGAAGGCAUACAUAAUAUUAUUUAAAUUUUUUCCUAAAAGUAUAUUAUUUACGACCAUAUAAAGAAGAAAAAAAAUUAUUAUUACUAUUUAUUUCAUCUCAAAGCUAUCAUUAAAAUCAAUUACAUAAUAAAUUAUUAUACGUCAAACGUUGGGUUAUUUUACAUGAAUGAUGUUGCACAUAUGUCAUUUAAUUUUCAUACCUUUCUAGUUGUGAUCUCCAAGGGUAUUUUUAAAAACAAAUUUCGAAGUUCUAAAUUUUUUAAAAAAAUGAAAAUUUUCCAAUUUAGCUAGGAUUUUACGACCAAAGUUGAAUCAAAUGGUAGAUUCCAAUAUUUUUAUCACUUUUAUUUAAUGCCUCCCAUUUAAAAAAAGUUUUAUAAGGGUAAUUGUAACAAAAUCUUAAUUUGUUAUAAAUAUUACAAUGUUAUUUCUAUUACUUUGUUUAAUUUGGGCAAUACAUUGGAAGAGGAAACCCUAAUUUCCCAUGGCAGUUGGACCAAAUCUAACCAACCAAAAACCUUUGUUUUUGUGGGCAAUUAAGAAAAUAAAAGAAAAUGUUAGGGCUUGUUUGGCACCCAAACAAAAGCUCUUAUUUCCCCCAUUGGCUUCUUCUUAGGUGCAUCCAUUGCCUUUCUUAGUAGGUGGAAGAAAUUUUGUUUACUUAGUUUUCUUUUAAUGCAAGAAAACUUUACACAAUUGCCAUGUUUCAUUAGUUACACUGUUGAAUUUCUUUCCAAAUGUGGCUUGAUUAAAAACCAUUAGGCUGUUUUACUUUUUCCCCCUUAUUAAUUAAUUGAAUAUAGGGUACAACUCUACUUACUUUUUAAAGAUCAAAGAUAUGAGAUCAAUCCUUAAUCUCUUCCAAACUUUUUUUUUAAAGUAAAAUUGGACCUAAUUGUUUGCAUGUGUAGGAAUAACAACCCUCAAAAUAUCUCUAUAAUGGUAUUAUAUUGUCUACUUUGGAAAUAAAUUCCUCAUAGCUUUGUUUUUAGUUUCGCCCUGAAAAGAUCUUAUACCAAUAGAGAUAGUUGUUCUCGAUUAUGCACCCAUGAUCAUCCUCUUAUCUAUCUAAUGUGGGACUUUGGUCGCAUUCUCAAUAAUCCUUCUCUCGAACAAAGGGCCACCGAGUCUCCCCUCAAAUAGUCAUCCAUCCGUCUAACUCUUAUUUAGGUGAACUUCUCUUCACUAGAGCACACUACCUAUCUGAUCGAGUGUUCAACCACGGAUCACAUCCAUGACUACUUUUGAGGUUCCACUACAUUUUUAUUCAACACUUGAGGAUUCUACCAACAUUACUAAGUCAAGAGCAUGGUUUUGAUACCACUUGUUGGGAAAAAAACCUCCCUCCCAAUACUGCCAUAGGAAUUAGCAGACAAAUUAAAAGAAAUCAAUAAGUUUAGGAAACACAUGAAUUUGCAUGGUAAACUUUAAUAUCGGAGAAAAACCAUAACUGACCACAAAAAAACCUAUUAAAUCACUAAAAUAAUUAUGUCACUAAUCAGAAUUACGAAAGCACUCUCUCAAAGCUUUUAUAUUACUCACACUCUUCAAUCCCACUCUCAAAAUAGAGAAUACAAAAAGAAAUUUAAAUAGAAUUAGGACACUCAAGUUUAAAGUAUUUCUAACUGAGAUAAUUUGAAACCAAAGACAUAGGAUCCCUUUUAUAGUACUUGAAACCCAUCACUUUCUUGAACUUUUUCAAUUUGAAACAAUUGCACUUUUAAUAUUCUACCAAAACCCAACAACUUUCAUGACUGUUGAGAAUGCGAUCAAAUUUUCACAUUGGUUAGAUAAGAAGAUGAUCAUAAGUAUAUAAGUGAAGACAAUUUUCUCUAUUGGUAUGAGACUGUUGGGUUGAAACAAAAAACUCCUAGGUUUCAAAAUGUUGCACUUAUAGUUUUUAGUUUUCAUUUGAUUUAUAAGUUUUAGGAUAUUACAUUUUGACCCUUGAAUUAUGAGUUAAGUUUCUUUUUGGUUAAUAGGGUUGAGGGUUUUACAAUUUUACCCAUGAAUUUUCACUUGGACAACUUUUAGCUAUUUGUGUUGAUUUUUUAUUAAUUAAUUUAAAAUAAGUAAAAUAGUUUUUAUUAAUUUAAUUGAUAAAUUCACAUUCUAAUUAGUAAUUAUUUUAAAGUAGUCGAUGGUGACCAAAAGUGAUCAUUAAUUCAAAAUUUAAGAGUAAAAAUGUUAAAAUAAAAAGCGGAAUGAGACAUAAUAUAUUAUAUUCUUUCAUUUUUUUAUUUUUUUUUUUUAAAAAAAGAAAAGAUGAAGAAUUGUAAAUGUUUUCGUGUGCAUGUGAAUAUUACAAUGGUUGCAAAUUCCAAAACCAGCUCUUUUUCAAAAUUCUCAACAACCAUUCCUAAAUUCUUCCCCAAUUUUAUUUAUCUUUCACUUUAUAAAAUCCACUCUUUUUCUCUCCUCCCUUACUAAUUCCUUCCUCCUUCUAAUCCAAUGGCCAACGACGUCGUUUUCCCCUUCCCCUUCCCCUUCCCCUCCUUUUUCCUCAUUCUCAUUCUCUCCUAUUUCAUUUGGUUCCAUUUCCUCGCCCGUAAACUCACCGGUCCACCCGUUUGGCCACUCAUCGGCAGCCUCCCGGCUCUCAUCUCGAACCGGCGUCGAAUCCACGACUGGAUCGCCGGAAACCUCCGCGCCACAGGCGGCGGCGCCACUUACCAAACCUGCACGGUGGCGCUUCCAUUCAUAGCUAAAAAGCAAGGAUUUUACACGGUCACGUGCCACCCGAGAAACAUUGAGCACGUGCUUCGAACCCGGUUCGAAAAUUACCCGAAAGGACCCGACUGGCAAGCGGCGUUUCACGAUUUAUUAGGGCAAGGGAUUUUCAACAGCGACGGAGAAAUUUGGUUGAUUCAACGGAAGACGGCGGCGCUUGAGUUCACGACGAGGACGCUCCGGCAGGCGAUGGACCGGUGGGUGAAUCGGACGAUAAGGACGCGAUUAUGGUGUAUAUUGGAGAAGGCGGCGGAGUAUAAAACGGCGGUGGAUUUGCAGGAUCUGUUGCUCCGAUUAACAUUUGAUAAUAUUUGUGGGCUAACUUUUGGGAAAGAUCCACAAACUUUGUCGCCGGAAUUACCGGCAAAUCCGUUCGCUUUGGCAUUUGAUACCGCCACUGAGGCCACUCUUCAGCGCCUUCUUUACCCUGGUCUUUUAUGGAGGUUGGAGAAGCUUUUGGGCAUGGGAAUGGAAAGAAGGUUAAAGAAGAGUUUAAAAGUAGUAGAAGAAUACAUAAACGACGCCGUUGCAGCCCGUAAAGAAUCUCCCUCCGACGACUUAUUAUCACGCUUCAUGAAGAAACGCGACGGUGACCGCUUCUCCGCCGCCGUGCUCCACCGCAUCGCAUUAAACUUCGUCCUCGCCGGCCGAGACACCUCCUCCGUAGCUCUCACGUGGUUCUUUUGGCUCGUAAUGAACCACCCACACGUGGAGAAAAAAAUCCUCUCUGAAAUCUCAACAGUCCUCCGCGAGACACGUGGCGACGAUCCACGCCGUUGGAUUGAAGAGCCGUUGGUAUUCGACGAAGCCGAUAAAUUGGUGUACUUAAAAGCUGCGUUGGCCGAAACGCUGCGUUUAUACCCUUCCGUACCGGAGGAUUUCAAGUAUGUAGUGGCUGAUGACGUGUUGCCAGAUGGCACUUUUGUGCCAGCUGGCUCGACCGUGACGUAUUCGAUUUAUUCGGUCGGGAGGAUGAAGAGUAUCUGGGGGGAGGAUUGUACGGAGUUUAAACCGGACCGGUGGUUGUCUCCGACCGGGGACCGGUUCGAGGGGCCAAAGGAUGCUUAUAAGUUUGUGGCGUUUAAUGCUGGACCGAGGACUUGUUUAGGAAAGGAUUUGGCUUAUUUGCAAAUGAAGUCUGUCGCCUCCGCCGUACUGCUCCGGUACCGGCUAGCACCGGUUCCCGGUCACCGGGUGGAGCAGAAAAUGUCUCUUACUCUUUUUAUGAAGAAUGGGCUUCGUGUUUAUUUGCAUCCUCGCCGGCUUGCCUAGGAGGGGUGUUUUCGUCAUUUCAUUGGAAUUUCUAUUUCUGUUUUUACCAUUUAUAUUUGCUUUUCACAAUGCACGGUAAAAGAAAGUUCGGUUCUUUUAAUACUGCACAGGGUAAAUGUGUCAUUUUCUUCAUCGUCAUGAGGGUAUAAUGGUCAAUGGGUUGUCUUUUUUUAGUUUUUAUUUAUACGUACAUUGUUGGUGGUUAGAUUGGGGAGUGGAAGUGUUUGUAAUUGUUGUAUUUGGUGAAUUGGUGGAUCUUACAUACCAUACAUAAAUUUUACAUUAAUGCCAAGUGGAAGAGAACUUUAUGUAUUUUCUCAGUUAUAUUUGAUGUUACAAUCAUACAAAUCAAUUGUUAUAAGUACUAUAGUCGGUGAAUAUUUGUAUCAUUUGCUAUAUAGAAUGACUAAUUAUGAUUAAUCAAAAACAAUUUUUAUGCACCUCAAUUAUUCUCACGAAACAACCGUUUGACUUUACUACAUUUGUUUGCCAAAUUACCUUGUAAAAUAUUAAAUUUUAGAUAAAUGACAACUAUGACUUGAACUCAUUUCUUCGAAGGCCUUUAUUAUUUUUGUAGUUCUUAUUAACCACAAGACCAACUUAGUAUAAUUGUGA
Messenger RNA from Benincasa hispida (wax gourd), 5359 nucleotides. It is a transcript of the gene CYP86A1, whose product is annotated as cytochrome P450, family 86, subfamily A, polypeptide 1. NCBI's taxonomy places the organism in Eukaryota, Viridiplantae, Streptophyta, Magnoliopsida, Cucurbitales, Cucurbitaceae. The record is from RefSeq and is a predicted model, not a curated record. Gene Ontology annotation, molecular function: monooxygenase activity; iron ion binding; heme binding.